Ostreococcus lucimarinus CCE9901 is the source of this 1074-nucleotide messenger RNA. RefSeq lists its product with no specific name. The transcript has a single exon. The record is from RefSeq and is a predicted model, not a curated record. Bases 13 to 972 code for a protein of 319 amino acids. Gene Ontology annotation, molecular function: NADP binding; NAD binding; oxidoreductase activity, acting on the CH-OH group of donors, NAD or NADP as acceptor. NCBI's taxonomy places the organism in Eukaryota, Viridiplantae, Chlorophyta, Mamiellophyceae, Mamiellales, Bathycoccaceae.
GUUUUCGGCGGCAUGCGCCGUCGCGGCGCGUCGACGGCGGCGCGCGGCGCCGCGGUCGGGUUCAUCGGAAUGGGCAUCAUGGGCGCCGCGAUGUCGCGCGCGCUCGCGCGCGCGGGCGCGCGCGUGGUGGCGUGGAAUCGGUCGCGGGACAAGGCGGAGGCGACGCGCGCGGCGUUCGAGCGCGACGACGCCGAGGCGAUGCGCGCGAACGGAGGGGCGAUCGACGUCGUGGACGCCGUGGCGGACGUCGCGGCGCGGUGCGAGGUGACGUUCGCGAUGCUGGCGGAUCCGCGAGCGGCGCUGGAGGUGGCGAGGGCGUACGCGGCGGCGAGCGGGACGCGGGACGGAGACGCGAGGACGUACGUCGAUUGUUCCACCGUCGACGGCGCGUGCGGAGAGGCGACGCGAGAGAUUUUGGGAGAAAACGUGCGGUUCUUAGCCGCGCCGGUGUCUGGGGGGUGGCGCGACGCGGCGAAAGGGGAGCUUUUGUUCCUGGGAGGCGGCGACGCGCGGGCGUACGAAGACGGCGCGCGGUUCAUGGACGUCAUGGGCGCGAAGCGUUGGCUCGUCGGUGACAGCCCGACGCACGCGGCGAGGGCGAAAUUGAUGUUGCAAAUCAUGAUGGGGAACGUCGUCGGCGCGCUCGGGGAGAUGCACGCGCUGAGCGAACGCGCGGGGUUGGACUCGAACGCUAUUUUGGAAAUGCUGUCGCACAGCGCGAUGGGAUCGCCGCUCACGACGGCCAAGGGUAAGCUCAUGGCCGAUCGGAACUUUGCCCCGAAUUUCCAGGUGUAUCUACAACAGAAAGACCUACGUCUAGCGUUGAACUUGGCGGAUGAGCUUGAUUUCGCCGCGCCGAUCACGGCGGCGACGAACGCGCAAUAUCUCAAGGCGAAAUCGCUCGGGCACGCCAACAGCGAUUUCGCCGCCGUCGCCGCGGCGUACACGGGCGAAAAGCCCGAUUCGAGUUGACGCGUGUAAAGCGCGAAAGAAGCCGAAAGCACGCGAUGGACGCGCUGUCGUCGUCACCAUUAAUCCCCACGAGUUGUAUUGCGAACGAUUUGAUUGACGCUC